CCAUAGUAUCCCUAUGUGCUUUGUUAUCGUCAAGAAAUGUAAAUUAUUUUGAAAAAAUUUCAAAUAGCCCUGAAGAAUCUUCAAUUAAUUUUGAAAGCUCUAAUAAAUUAACCAAUAAUCCUGAUGUUCCAAUAUCAAAUGUAAAUAAAGAGCAUGAUCUCACGAACGAAGACUGGACAAUGGAGAUGGUCAUUGAUGCAAAUGGAAAUCCUAAAAAAUAUUUAAAUUCUUAUGAUUAUGCUGGAUACUUAAAAAUACUUCGUGAACAACAUAAUAUAAUGCUUUAUGAUAUUAUUGAUAGAGCUGAUUUGGCUGUUGCCAACACCAGUGUCUAUUCUGUUACAUUAAAACCUCAACUCGCCCCAUCUAACGAUCCACACGAUUAUAU
This is a messenger RNA of Dentiscutata erythropus, 388 nucleotides long. The record is from the annotation of a GenBank genome assembly. Lineage: Eukaryota; Fungi; Glomeromycota; Glomeromycetes; Diversisporales; Gigasporaceae.